GGAAAAUGUGACAUGAGCAUUUUAUAACUUUGAGCGAUUUUGUUUUUGACGUAGUGUCACUCGCGCUAGGUUGUGUUUUCAUCACACGAAUUUCGAAAUAUUAAGUCUAAGAACAUUAUCUAUAAGCUAUAAGUGUUAAGUUGGAUUUUUUAGAAAUAAUCUGAAAAUGGCUUUCUCUAUGUUCCUACGCACACCUGCUUGCACAAGUCGAUUGUUAUCUCAGCAUGUUACGAGAUUAGGAGCACAGCCUGCUUUGAAGCCUGUUAACACUGAACGAACAAUAGCAACGAUUAACUCAUUAAAGAACUCAUUAUUGAAGUCUGAAACUACACCUAUUAUGAAUUCGGUACGAUCGUUCCGCACAUCUGUGGUUAGACUGUCAGGUGAGAAAGCCCAUGACCACUCUAAGCUGUGGGUGGUUGAGAGGUUUACAUCUGUACUUUUGGUGCCACUCAUUCCCAUAGCAUUAAUAGCACCCAACAAAGUACUGGACUCACUCAUGGCUAUCCUGAUUACUGCCCAUAGUUUCUGGGGCCUGGAAGCAAUUGCAGUUGAUUACGUGAGGGCAAGUAUUUUUGGUCCUGUCAUCCCCAAGAUUGCCAUUGGUCUCGUCUACCUCAUCUCCAUUGCGACCCUCGGAGGACUCUUCUACGUCAUCACCCACGAUAUCGGAAUCGCUAAUUCUGUUAGACAAUUGUGGUCCAUCAAAUCUGGCCAAAAAGCAUAAAAUUUGUAUUGUUAGUAUUUAUUUUUUUUUGUAGGCAAAAUGCGUUGUAAUUUUUCAGCUGUUACAUAAUGAUGAAUUGUUUAUUUAUUAUAUAGAAUAGUAAGUUAAAAGGAUUAGUUUUAAAAAAAUAGUAUUCAAUGAGGUUUUUUCGGUUUAAAAACAUAUUUGACUUAUAAGGCAAUAUUUUUUUUUGUGUUUAUUGUCUACAGAAGUAAUGUAUUAAGCUUAAUAAUAAUAAUAGUUUUAUUCCUUUGCGAAAGGAGAAAAAUUUUCGUUUCUAAAUUAUCAGGUUAUGUUACGCUGUACUUAAUGCAUGGCACAAUCGUUAAAUAAAUUUGACUAAGAAAGUGUUGGAUUUCAUUAUCAUUAAAUGAUUCUUAAUUUUUGACUACA
Molecule: messenger RNA, 1120 nt
Organism: Vanessa tameamea
Lineage: Eukaryota; Metazoa; Arthropoda; Insecta; Lepidoptera; Nymphalidae
Gene: SdhD
Product: succinate dehydrogenase [ubiquinone] cytochrome b small subunit, mitochondrial
Exons: 4
Coding region: 167-727 (186 amino acids)
Biological process (GO): mitochondrial electron transport, succinate to ubiquinone; tricarboxylic acid cycle
Cellular component (GO): mitochondrial envelope; membrane
Molecular function (GO): ubiquinone binding; heme binding; succinate dehydrogenase (quinone) activity
Source: RefSeq, a predicted model, not a curated record